Oncorhynchus masou masou (cherry salmon) is the source of this 480-nucleotide messenger RNA. Its product is annotated as transmembrane channel-like protein 5. The transcript is spliced from 5 exons. Lineage: Eukaryota; Metazoa; Chordata; Actinopteri; Salmoniformes; Salmonidae. The annotation marks the transcript as partial. Gene Ontology annotation, cellular component: plasma membrane. The record is from RefSeq and is a predicted model, not a curated record. Gene Ontology annotation, molecular function: mechanosensitive monoatomic ion channel activity.
UGCUGGGAGUCGUAUGUUGGUCAGGAUGUGUACCGGCUGGUCAUAGUGGACUUCAUCUUCUGUCUGCUGGGAUCCUUCUGUGGAGAAUACCUCUACAAUGUGAUUGCCACCAGGUGUGUUGUGAAGCCGGCAGAGUUUGACGUGGCCAGGAACGUUCUAGAUCUGAUCAACGCUCAGACCCUGGCCUGGAUAGGGGUGUACUUCUCUCCUCUCCUCCCUGUCGUUCAGCUCAUCAAACUCUUCCUAAUCUUCCACCUAAAGAAGACCAGUAUAAGGAGCUGCCAUCCUCCCAGCUCCUGGAGUAGGGUGGGUCAGAUGCAGACCCUCUUCAUCUCCCUCCUCUUCCUCCCCUGUUACCUGGGGACUCUGGCCCUGCUGGCAUACACACUCUGGAGUCUCCCUCCCUCUAGUGUGUGUGGUCCGUUCCAGGGCCAGGGCUGGGUGAUGCAGACUGUAGACCAGUGGAUAGACACACACUAA